UUGGUCUUGGAGUUAAUGGACGGAAGCAGCGAGAUCUGUUCUGUGUUUCAGUACAACGGUGUGUGCUUGCAAGGCCCCAGUGGUGUUCCUGGACGGGAUGGAAACCCGGGAGCCAACGGGAUCCCUGGGACACCUGGGAUCCCAGGACGGGACGGGCUGAAGGGGGAGAAGGGCGAGUGCAUGCGUGAGAGCAUCGAGGAGUCCUGGACACCCAACUUCAAGCAGUGUUCAUGGAGUGCUCUUAAUUAUGGCAUCGAUCUUGGGAAGAUAGCAGAAUGUACAUUUACAAAGAUGCGCUCGAACAGUGCCCUCCGUGUUCUCUUCAGUGGAUCACUUCGGCUAAAAUGCAAAAAUGCCUGUUGUCAGCGCUGGUACUUUACUUUUAAUGGAGCAGAAUGUGCUGGGCCACUUCCUAUUGAAGCUAUAAUAUAUUUAGAUCAAGGAAGCCCAGAGCUGAAUUCUACUAUUAAUAUACACCGAACUUCUUCAGUGGAAGGUCUGUGUGAAGGGAUCAAUGCCGGCUUGGUGGAUAUUGCCAUCUGGGUGGGGACUUGCUCAGAUUAUCCACGGGGAGAUGCUUCUACUGGAUGGAAUUCAGUCUCCAGAAUCAUCAUUGAAGAACUGCCAAAAUAACUUUCUCUCCCUUUUUAUAAUCUCUUCCUUUUUAAAAAAUUUUGUACAAUUUUCUUCAGAAUUUAUUUCUAUAGAGUUGGAUGCAAGCAUUUGACAGAAACGAACCAAACUCUUGCAUCUGUAGUCUUCGUCUAGCCUUUUUUUGCACGUCGCAGAGGCUUUUUAUAAUAAUCAUUUUAGAAUAUAAAUAUCAAACCCAAGUUCAUAAACUUUUUUAAUUCCUUGUUUGACAUAUGAAAAUAUACACCAUCAUUUAAAGAAUUAACUGUAACUUUUUGUAUCAAAUAAAUAAAACCUUUAAAAAAAAUCCAGGCAAUUUUAUUGAUCAUCAAACUGUUUACGGUUAUUUUACAGGGUGUUAUGAUACACAAUUUUUUUAGAAGACUUCAUAGAAAGUUCUAAGAAAGUAAAGUCGGGUCUUGGCUUUAAGUCUUCAGAAAACCUAUGUAACAUUUACUCCCAGGAUGCUCUGCUGUUAUAGUCUUAAGUCUCUCAACAAAUACCUGGUGACUUAACUGUGACCUAAACGAUGUUAAACCUAAACUGACGUAAACCUUAACUGUAACCGUAAGUGUUAAAUACCUAAUUCUGAAUAGCUAAGUAAAAAUAAACUAUCUAAGGUCUCCAUUCCUCUUCUGCUUCCUGACAGACUGGAUUUCAGUAUAAAUAUCUAUUAUUGGUCUCUACUAUUAGCAUGCAUAUACUAAAUAAUUUUACAGUUUCAAAACUUAGUUUCAUUGCUCCAAUAAAGUAAUUCUCCUGGAUUUAGCCUUUCAGAUAUGUGCACUCACUUUGGUGUUAACUAAAAGCUAGAUAUAUUAAAUAGUUUGGAAGAUACAGAAAUAUGGCAGGUUGAAAUGCCUUGGCUUUCAAAAAAUGUACUGGUAAAGUGAAAGAAUGAUGUCACAGCUAUUUGACCGCAGCUUCCAGCCUGGACAAGUGACAACACUGAUCAUGCCAACACAGCAUUAGCUUCAGUGCUUUAAGUAUUUUCUUCCAAAUGCAACAAGUGAUAUACUCAAAUAUUUUUUAAAAAUUGUAGCCUCUAAAGGAAAACAACAGUCAUGUUUAUAUCACAAAAUAAAUUUUGCAUUAACAAAAUAACCCAAGAAAUAGCAUGUACAACAUGCAAAGUCUACACUCUUCCCAGAAAUUAAAAGAAAAAAAACCCCAUUAAAUCUGAGAUAAGGAAUUAAUUUCAGUUAUUUAGGAUUAAAUCUCAUCUUUUUUUCAGGUUGUAAUAUUUUCCUCAGGCAUCCCUCAAAUUGGUAGCUCUUGUCAAGAAUGCCAGAGGAACACACCUGCAGCUCGGAGAGCAUUCAGGCUUUCCCAACUGCAAGUUUAUGUGUGAUAUUGCUGCAAGCCAGCAAAUUAUACAGCUGGCAUUUUGUCUCCGAAGAACUGUGCUGUUUUCAUUGGCUUAUAUGAUGGGUUUUAAGGUAUCUGAAAACAAACAAGUUACUAUGAGCUAAGCUACGGUGUGAAUUUACAACAUGUCAGUUAACAUACAGUAACUGAUUGUGUAGAUGUACGUAGCCUGUCUUUGCAUUUAUCCUGGAGCAUAAGUAGGCUGUUCUGGGCCUAGAGCACACUAAUCCAGGGUAGUAAGUGCACAACUUUUACUCUUUUUGUACAUUCAUGUCUUCACAACAUUUUUUGGAUCCUGGAUGGGAGUUAACUCAGUGUUCCACUAAAUUAAUUCUGCAUACUAGAAAACACAAAACCAAGUAAACCUUCCAAAGGCAGAAGUUGGUAGCUCUUAGGGAUCUAUAUAGUAAUUUGCAUGGUAGAGAUCCAGUAAAUUUGAUCUUCAGCUAAAUACAAUGGAAACUUUCAUAACAAAAACCAGAACCAGCCAUAAAGGCCAAAUGCCCUUUUCAGAUGAGAUUAUCAACUGUAUCAGUAGAGGGGAUGGGAUCAUGGAGGAGGAAGUGUAAAUUAUUAAUGAAGUUAAGUAUACACAAAAUAUUGUAUGUGGCAAUAGUAUCAACAGAAACAAGCAAGUGGAUUCCUGAAUUAAGAUUCAAAAUAUUGAGCAGUUUCUGUAGUCUUCCAGAUUUUAAUUUAAAAUUGAAACCAAUUCCCUAAUUUGUUAAUUUUUGACAAAAAACCCCUUAGUUCUGCUUUAGGGUAGAGAAAUUUCCUGCUUAACAGAAGACUAAGUGAUUAUUCAGGUGUUUUGCUGGGUAGUAUUCUCUGCUCCUUACAAAACGGAUUAUUUCCCUCUACCUGCUGAGUAAUCUUAACUAAGGAGGAAACAAGUUAGCUAAGUGAUACUUUUUAGAUACUUCAUACUAACAGGAGAAGAUGUUAUGGCCAGUAAUGUAUUUUCUUAAAGAAUAACUAAACCCCCAAAAUAAACCAAGAUCUCCAACAAGUACACAUCCUUGACAGCAAUUAUUAGCAUGCAAAUAAACAUCGUUAUUACACAAAUUUACUGAGAUGUACUGUAGUUUAUCACUAAGUUAGCAAUCAAUAUAUUCUUAUAGUUCUUUCCUUCAACCAAAUCAGAAGACAUUAAUGGAUUGUUUUGGCUUUUUUAAAAAACAUCCUGUGCACAAUAUUUUUUGGACUACUUAUAGAUUUUUUUUUUGGCCCAGAGAAAAUUAUUGAAAAUAAGUAAGGUCAUAUUUGUUAUUACAGUGGUUUGAAAACUGCAUCACUGUGGGAUUACUAGGAAAAAACCCUCAUUUUUAAAAAUGUAAGCCUUCUUUUAAAUAUGCAUUUACCUAGUAAUAUUUGGUCAGAUGCAUCAGUAAUGGAGACAGAAUCUCAUUCAGAGAGAGAGAGAGAGAGAUAUUGAGAGAGAAGAGAGCAGACAGGGAAGAGAGAAAAAAUGAAGUAAGUGGACAGCAAUGCACACAACAUACAUUUUGGUCUGGUGCUAAAAGCAAGCCAAAACCCACAAUGCAAGUCUGUCCUGAUAUGAGACAAGAACUGGGUUUCGUCAGAAUGGCAAUUAUUCAAACCCAAGUAUGGACAGCUGUUUUAUGAAACAAUUUGAGUUUCCAAACUGCACCCCGCUGAGGCAGCAUUUCUGUGUUGGAUGAGCAAUGGAAUUUGAAGCAUUAUGUAUCCUGAAAUCUGACAAAUAACACAGAGGUGGACUCAGAAGACUUUGCUGUAAACAAGUACAUACAUGCUUUUUUCAUGAGACUCAGAUAAAGAUUUAAGAAAGUUUUGACAGACCCCAGAGUUGCUUUUCUAUGAAGUUUUCCACUUCUGUAGGAGUAGAAUCUGACCAACUGUUAUCUUGAGACUUGUCAAAACAGAUUAGUCAGUUAUUCCAGGCAAGUCAGGAUGUACUGAAUUGCUGCACAGCUGCCCUCACCCAGUCACAGUGCUAUUAUUUCACAGUUGCAGAGACAUCUGUUUCAAGCAGACAUAGCUGAUUGAGACAGGAAGGCAGCAGUGCAGGAACAUUCAGCAGAAGAAAUGUUGGCAGGAUUUUCCUAUCUCCAGGUUCUUUCCUCAAAAUACUAGAUCAUUUCACAGUGUCAAAAAAGACUGCAGAACUAAAUCUUUCCCAGAUCACAUA
This is a messenger RNA of Athene cunicularia (burrowing owl), 4171 nucleotides long. It is a transcript of the gene CTHRC1, whose product is annotated as collagen triple helix repeat containing 1. NCBI's taxonomy places the organism in Eukaryota, Metazoa, Chordata, Aves, Strigiformes, Strigidae. The record is from RefSeq and is a predicted model, not a curated record. The transcript is spliced from 3 exons. The coding region runs from base 16 to 633 and encodes 205 amino acids.